Messenger RNA from Rhineura floridana, 3721 nucleotides. It is a transcript of the gene KIF11, whose product is annotated as kinesin family member 11. Gene Ontology annotation, cellular component: nucleus; spindle microtubule. NCBI's taxonomy places the organism in Eukaryota, Metazoa, Chordata, Lepidosauria, Squamata, Rhineuridae. Gene Ontology annotation, molecular function: plus-end-directed microtubule motor activity; microtubule binding; ATP binding. Bases 353 to 3535 code for a protein of 1060 amino acids. The transcript is spliced from 22 exons. Gene Ontology annotation, biological process: microtubule-based movement; mitotic spindle assembly. The record is from RefSeq and is a predicted model, not a curated record.
GAGACGAAGAGGAGCGAGUUGUUCAAAGUUGGCGACAGCAGAGGCAGCUGCGCUUUAGGCGCGCGUCUUUUUCAGAGAGUGGGUUAAGAGCAAGUACCCGACGUGCUUCCCUUCAAGAGCCGGCGCCUCUUCUUCUGCGAUCCUUGGAGGUCGGUGAGGCUGAGCUUCGGGCUCCCUUCGUUGAUACGUGAAGUCUGCGGGCGCUUCUGUCAAGCGCUCCUGGUGAGCUCGCUCGUGGCCGCCGUGCCUGCAUUGCGGGACGGCCGUUAAGACUAAAGCGAGACUCGGACGACCGCCUCCCUUCGUAGCUUCGCUCUGCCCAAUUCGGAGCCUUGUCGGUGGCGGCCUGACCAUGACCUCUGUGAGUGGCGGUGGCAAGAAGGAUGAGAAGGGCAAGAACAUCCAAGUGGUGGUCAGAUGCAGGCCCUUCAAUGCAAUUGAGCGCAAAGCAAACUCCUAUUCUGUGGUGGAAUGUGAAUGUGGAAGAAAAGAAGUUUCAGUUCGCACUGGAGGGAUGAUGGAUAAAACAUCAAGGAAGACUUAUACAUUUGACAUGGUUUUUGGAGCUCAGGCUAAACAAAUCGAUGUGUACCGGAGUGUUGUGUGCCCCAUUUUGGAUGAAGUUCUUAUGGGUUAUAACUGUACCGUGUUUGCCUAUGGUCAAACUGGUACAGGAAAGACCUUCACUAUGGAAGGGGAGAGAUCACCUAAUGAAGAAUACACAUGGGAAGAGGAUCCACUAGCUGGUAUAAUUCCUCGUACACUGCAUCAAAUAUUUGAAAAGCUUGCAGAAAGCGGCACAGAAUUUUCUGUGAAAGUGUCUUUGUUGGAAAUCUACAAUGAGGAGCUCUUUGAUCUUUUGAAUCCAUCUCCAGACGUUGGGGAAAGGUUGCAAAUGUUUGAUGAUCCACGUAACAAGAGGGGUGUAAUAAUCAAGGGUUUGGAAGAGAUAACUGUACACAACAAGGAUGAAGUGUAUCAAAUUCUAGAAAGGGGAGCAGCAAAAAGAACCACUGCAGCUACUUACCUGAACCAGUACUCUAGUCGCUCCCAUUCAGUGUUCUCUGUUACGCUACACAUGAAAGAAACAACAACAGAUGGCGAAGAGCUUGUUAAAAUUGGGAAGCUAAACUUGGUUGAUUUGGCAGGAAGUGAGAACAUUGGUCGUUCCGGAGCAGUUGACAAAAGAGCUCGUGAAGCUGGAAAUAUCAACCAGUCCCUGUUGACUUUGGGAAGAGUCAUUACUGCACUUGUAGAAAGAACCCCACAUAUUCCCUACAGAGAAUCUAAGCUUACUAGAAUCCUGCAGGACUCCCUUGGAGGACGUACGAAAACGUCUAUAAUUGCUACAGUUUCUCCAGCAUCGAUCAAUCUUGAGGAAACUCUGAGUACUCUUGAAUAUGCCCACAGGGCAAAGAAUAUCAUGAAUAAACCUGAAGUGAACCAGAAGCUCACAAAACGGGCGCUCAUUAAGGAAUAUACAGAAGAGAUUGAACGCUUAAAACGAGACCUUACUGCUGCACGAGAGAAAAAUGGUGUCUACAUUUCUCUGGAAAACUAUGACUCUCUUAAUGGGAAGUUGACAGUUCAGGAGGAACAAAUUGCAGAAUAUAUUGAGAAAAUUGGAGCAAUGGAGGAAGAACUGAAAAGAGUAACUGAGUUAUUCACAGUACAUAAAAGUGAAAUGGAGAAGUGCAAAACAGACCUACAGGUCAGGGAAAAAGAACUGGAAGCAACUCAGAAGCACUUGGAAACAACCAAGGUUCUUCUUGCUGAAGAAGAGUAUGUAGCAUCAUCUUUGGAGAACACAGAAGAAAAACUUCAUGGCACUGCUACUAAGCUACUUAGUACGGUCAAAGAAACUACCACAGACGUGUCAGGGCUGCAUUCAAAACUAGAUCGUAAAAAAGCAGUUGAACAGCAUAAUGCAGAAGCCCAAAAGACAUUUGCAGAUCACAUGAGUGCUCUCUUCAGUGAAAUGAAGAACUCUGUUAAUGAGAAUUAUUGGAAACAGCAACAAAUGCUAGACUCUUGCACUUUCUCCGUUGGUGAUCUUCUAUCUGCCAGCUCUUCAGCCUUUGGAGUUACUGCAUCAGCUAUAGAUACAGCAUUUAGCUCUCUGAAGCAGAUGGUUUCCACUGAAGUUUCUCUAGCUUUUGAAAAGAUACUGAAUCAGGAGUUUCUGACAUCUGAAAAUAGAAAUGAGCUGCAGAAACUAAUAGAAGAGCAUACAUCUGGGCUAGACCGAGCAUUAAGUAGUCUAUCACCUGUGUUGAAGCUUGUGCUGAAUAUGAACUCUCAGCUCCAGGAUAAUUUAAAUAAAUAUUCAUCCCUUGCCGAAAAGAUGACAGCCUAUAAGGAGGAAAUGACUGUGUUCUUCCGAGAUCAUUCUCUUGCUUUGAGUAAACUACAGGAAGACAGUUCCCAGAUGUUGGCUCAACUUCAGCAUGAUUAUGAGAGCUUACAGGAAGAGGUGGAGUUAACAAAGCUGUCACAUAAAAAGGCCAGUGCCCAACUCAUUGCUUCUCUGCAAAACCAGGUGAGCCUGCUAGACCAAGACACCCAGCAGAACCUUAGUGGAGUCCUAGAGAAAGGUGGAAGGGUGAAGAAGAAUAUAACUGCUACACACGAAAACGUAACUCUGCAAGCUACCGGCCUUCUCAGCUGUACAACUUCCCAGCACAGCAGACUGACUCUGCCGCUGGAUGAUUUUUCCCAAGAGAUCAGUCAAUCCAGCAACAAAAAUAUUAAGAUACUGUUGGAAUCAGCUGGUCACUGUGAGGACCUGGACAGCCGUCUGAAAAAUGUGUGCCAAGAAACAAGUAACUGGAGUGAAAUUGCAGCUACGAAGAUGGUCUGCAUUGCUGAUCAACAGAGAGCCUUCCUCAGCAGCAGAAAGGAUCACUUACAAAGGAUCUACAAAAAUCUAGAUGACAAUUGCAGCACAUUGGUUGCUGAAGUGACAGACCAUCUUGAUAGACAGAAAGAUACUGAAGAGGUUACCCUGAAGAGGCUCCUUGACAAAAUGCAAAAUGAUGAGAAUGUGCUCCUGAAGCAGAAAGAAGUGCUCCUGGAAGAAACAGAGGAUGGGUUAACUCGAAUUAAUGGCUUCCUGAGAGAGGAACUUAAAGUGGAUAUCCCAACAGGAGCCACUCCAAAAAGGAAAGAUUACCGUUACCCAGUGACUGUUGUGAAAACAGAACCUCGUGAUCUCUUGCUUGAAAGACUAAGGCAAAAGCAGAUGGAGCUCACAGCCACACUGAAAGCUACUGAAGACAUCUUGGAUGAGGUUUAUUUGGAGGAGGAAGAGGAGGAAAUAAGAGAGACCAAUGAGAGCCUGCUAAGUGAAAAAUCCUACUUGGAGACGAGUGUGUGUAUUCAGACAAGUGGUGGUGUGCCCUUCUUCCAGCAUAAAAAGAGUGGCAAAAAGAAUAAAGAGAACAAAUCUGCAUUCAUUUUGGAAAAGACCAAGGAUGAAGAUACAACAGAUGCAUGUUUGUCAAAGUCAAAAUAUCCAUUUAGAGUACAGAACUAAGGACUUACAACAUUUCUACUCCUGUUUCUCCCCUCUCAUGGUUUAUCAACCUGAGCUCUGUACAUAUUGCUAUAGUAUCAAUUUCAUACAUUAGCUGCAAAGCAAUCUGUCUGGUUUUUGUAUGCUAUAACUUGCUAUUUACGAUUUUUUUAACAUUAUUCUCUAAGUAAAGACCUUAAAACUCUG